Messenger RNA from Zingiber officinale, 831 nucleotides. RefSeq lists its product as uncharacterized. The record is from RefSeq and is a predicted model, not a curated record. Bases 159 to 734 code for a protein of 191 amino acids. The transcript is spliced from 2 exons. NCBI's taxonomy places the organism in Eukaryota, Viridiplantae, Streptophyta, Magnoliopsida, Zingiberales, Zingiberaceae. Gene Ontology annotation, molecular function: enzyme inhibitor activity.
GACCAGGAACUGGCUCAAGGAGCAGGGAGAGGCUGCGGUUUGGACGAUGCCGAAAGAAGAAGACUUCCCGGCGAGGGAGGCAACGUCGGCGGUUAGUGGAGCAGCGCGUGAGCGGAUGGUGCGACUUCUGCAGUUCAUCAUUGACAGUGACAGACAACAUGCAUCGCCUCCUCUUGGGUCUCAUCCUCUCCUUCUCCGCCUUCGGCGGCGGUGGCGCCACCACCUCUCCCCCGCAGACCUGCACCAGCCCCGACGGCAUCCAGAGCAUCUGCAAGCUAGUCACCGGCCACAAGAGCCCCGCCUCCGGCGUCCCCUUCGACUUCUGCGUCAAGUCCCUCGAGCCCUCGCCCUCCGACGACCCGCACGAACUCGCGGCCGCGGCCACCAAACUGGCAGUCACCCACGCCGUCGGCGCCGAGUCGGAGAUGGAGGAGCUGCUGGAACUGGAGGCCGACUCGCGCGCCAAGCUCAGCCUCGACGCCUGCCUCAACGCCUACGCCGACGCCGCCGAGCACCUGCGCGACGCGCUCGACAACAUCUCCAUCGGCGUCUACAAGAAGGCGGCGCAGCUUCUGGGGAUCGCCGCCGGAGGGGCGGCCAAGUGCCGCAGCGCUUUCGGCCAGGGCAGCAGCAAGGGGGCGCCGCCGCUGCCGAAGGCGGUGGCGGACGGCGACUACGCCAAGUUGGCCAGCAUUGCGCAGGGCAUCGUCGUCAAAUCCUUGCGCUGCGUUUAAUUCAAGAGUUAAUCCCUCUUAAUCGAUUAAAUCUCCAGUUUGAUGACACAGUUAAUUUGUUAAUUUAGCAAUUAAACUAUGGGAUCUUCUUCUUUAA